UCGGCUAUCGCCAUCGUCAUCAGCAUCGGCUAUCUCUGUCCGCAGUAGUUUUUGAUGUCGUUUGCGUCGCUUCGCAGUUUGUGAUUUCGAGUGGUUAUACAAACAUCUUCUACAAGAGAAAUAUCUCUGCCUCUAUAUAAAAAAGAAUCAUUGUAGGCAGCGACUGCUGACUUCAAUAGAAAUUUGUGAUUUUUUUGUGCGAAAUCCAAGUGCAAAAAUCGUUGGCGGAGUUCUGUGGGCGCCUAUGUGGGCAGAAGCAGCACAGUAAACGUGCAAGUACAAUUUAGCGGUAAAGACACCAUCUGAAAAUUUGUUUGCAAAUAAACUGAAAAAAAGUGAAAAUGGAAAAGUUGGAUGCAAAUUUGGAGACUCAGUUCGAUCUUAAUCUCAUUGAGGCAGUGAAGCAAAACCCAGUUAUAUAUGAUCGUUCACAUUAUAAUUACAAACAUUUUGUUAGAAAGGCGCAAACCUGGAAGCAGAUCGCAGAGCUGCUUGGAGUGCCAGAACAAAAAUGUACGAAACGUUGGAAAAGUUUGCGCGACAAAUUCGCACGUGAAAUGAAAUUGUGCCAAGAAUCGCGAUGGCGCUACUUCAAACAAAUGCAGUUUUUAGUGGAUUCAAUUAGACAAUAUCGAGAAUCUCUUUUGGGCAAAUGUAAUAACGUGCAACAGAAUACCAACACGGUUACACAGGUUGAUCCAAAUCAACAGCAGCAACAACAACAACCUCAGCAGCAAACAGUUGUAGACGUAUUUGCACAACCAUUUAAUGGCACCGCCUCAACAUCAACACAAGCUCUUGCACAUCCGCAUGAAAUUACAGUUACAGGCGACACUCAGUUAGCCACCGCCGCGAAGGAACAAAAACCAUACUUUUAUGAACCAGCUCUGAAACGUGAACGCACCGAAGAAGACAAUCACGAUAAUAUGCUGAAUACCAUUAAAAUAUUUCAAAAUUCAAUGACGCAAGCAGUUAGCGCUGAGGAUCAGUCGUUCGGUAUGGUCGUCACCGACAUGCUUAACACCCUAGGGGUACGACAAAAGGCCGAAGCCAAGGUACAUAUUAUCAAGUACCUUACAGAUAUGCAGUUGCUGGCACAACAUAAUAAAUAUUAGAUUAAGGAGCUUAGAGCGAUAGAUGAUUUUAAAAGCUUGGUAUGUGGCGCAGUGUUUUAAAGCUACAAUUUAACUGAAUCGAGUAGCCAACAUUCCAACGGAUCCCCUGCCAACGAUGAGAAUUUCAAAAUGUACUUCCAAAAAGCAGCAACAAAACCAAAUACUAAUAAAUUCGAGAUAAAGUUAAAAAGGUGCCACCUAACAAAACUGGGGGGACAACAUUUUAUCGAAGAAUUUCCUUUGGUCAUUAAAUGGUAUAAACUUCUAAAAUAAUUGUAAUGCUCUUGAUAUCAUAAGUGACAAGUGAUUUGUACAAAAAAAUACGGCUAUUAUCAGAGUUGUACCAUUCGCAGAAGUAGAUUCUUCUGUUAAGACUUGUUUUUGGCAUUUGUAUGGAACACACUGAAAUAUUACGUACGUUAGUUGACACUAGUUGAUCUGUUUGGAAUCGAGAUCGAGUGAUGAUAAAUUUACACUAACGUAAUUAUAAGCAAAGAAAAUAAAUUAAAAAUGUUAUUUUAAUAAAAAGUUUUGUUCAUAUUUAAUUUUA
Anastrepha ludens (Mexican fruit fly) is the source of this 1665-nucleotide messenger RNA. Its product is annotated as transcription factor Adf-1-like. Gene Ontology annotation, biological process: regulation of transcription by RNA polymerase II. The coding region runs from base 342 to 1115 and encodes 257 amino acids. NCBI's taxonomy places the organism in Eukaryota, Metazoa, Arthropoda, Insecta, Diptera, Tephritidae. Gene Ontology annotation, cellular component: transcription regulator complex; nucleus. The transcript has 4 exons. The record is from RefSeq and is a predicted model, not a curated record. Gene Ontology annotation, molecular function: DNA binding.